Penaeus vannamei (Pacific white shrimp) is the source of this 1483-nucleotide messenger RNA. Its product is annotated as mitochondrial inner membrane protease ATP23 homolog. Lineage: Eukaryota; Metazoa; Arthropoda; Malacostraca; Decapoda; Penaeidae. Gene Ontology annotation, biological process: mitochondrial protein processing; mitochondrial proton-transporting ATP synthase complex assembly. Gene Ontology annotation, molecular function: metalloendopeptidase activity. The record is from RefSeq and is a predicted model, not a curated record.
UCCCUCUAUAUCUUACCACCGGUUUCUAAAGCCUGCAGAUCCCCAGACGCAAAACAAAAGCCAAACUUACCUGGCUGUAGAGCCUCCUGUUCAAAAGACACCCCCAUGGUUGCACUAAAGGACUCUGUAGACGAUCUAAUGUCUUAAAAAUUACGAAUCCUCUGGACGAAGACAUUGCUCCUCACCGCAGAGCGUCUUCGCCGUCGUGCGUCUGGCAGCGGCACCCGGCGAGACGAGCCCUUUUCUGCGCGCUGAUUGGUCGCUUGGGAAGGCACCUGAUUGGUCCAAACGAACGGGGAGAGACGCUUGUUUGGACGGCGAGAGAGUUUGUUCAUUGAAUGCUGACCUUUCAACACCUCAAGCAUUAAUGAGUGGUCCAUUAUAACAUUGGAUCAGAAUACUCUCAUUCUUCAUCAGCUGAAGAUAUUAGACAAAAUGAAUGCUGAUGCCAAUAGUCAGGCAAAUCCAGAUUCUGGUGCAGAUCCUCCACAGACAGAAGAAAAAUGGGGGUAUGAUCUUUACCCAGAGCGGCGUGGGCAGAAAUACCAACCAUCCUUGGCCAAGAUAGCCUUACUAGGUGAAGGCAGAGAAAAUAUUGACAAAAUUAAGUGCGAGAGGAAUGUGUGGAAUUGUGCACAGAAAAGUCCCAUUGUUAAGUUGAUGCUUGCUGCUUUGAAGUCGUCUGGUUGUGAGGUUGACCUUUCUCGACAUGUUGCCUGUGAAGUCUGUGAUGUUUCUGUUAGUGGAGGUUACGAUCCAGAGUUGAACCAGGUUGUUGUGUGCCAGAAUGUGGCACGAUCGGAAGGCAUGACCCAGGGUGUCCUCACACACGAGUUCAUCCACAUGUUUGACUACUGUCGCAACAAGCUCGACUUCAAGAACAUAGAACAUCUGGCCUGCACGGAGAUUAGGGCGGCCAACUUGUCUCACUGCUCAUUCCUGUCAGCUGUGGGCCAGGGAGAUGCAUCACCUUUCAAGAUUGCAAAGGCACAUCAGGACUGUGUUAAAACAAAAGCCGCACUAUCAGUAAUGGCUGUGCGGAAGGUGUCAGAGCCAGAAGCUAGAGCGGUUGUCGACAAAGUUUUCGACAAGUGCUACAAUGACCUCGAGCCCAUUGGAAGACGAAUCCGCAGAAAUUCCUUAGACAUGCACAAAGCUUAUAUGGAACGUUUUGCAUAUGGUUACGAUUAGCCAUAGUGGUGUGUACUAAUACAUUUUGUGAUAUUUAAAAUCUCUUUUUGAUUUAUUGUAAACAGCGGUGGUAUUAUAAAGUAGGAUCGUAUGGACCAAUAAGUGUUGUGUUUAUUUAUUCAUUUAUUUCUUUAUAAGAUUUUAAGAUUCAUUUUAAUUAAUUACCAUCUUAUUACUUUUUCAUGAAUUUCUUUUCUAUGGAUGAAAUAUGGUAGCUGGUUAUGUCUCUGUAAAUACAUAUGUAUAAAAAUGUAAAGGUUAUUGAUAUUUGUUAAUAUAACUGAAACAUUUU